Molecule: messenger RNA, 5216 nt
Organism: Sorghum bicolor (sorghum)
Lineage: Eukaryota; Viridiplantae; Streptophyta; Magnoliopsida; Poales; Poaceae
Exons: 6
Coding region: 430-4890 (1486 amino acids)
Molecular function (GO): metal ion binding; mRNA binding
Source: RefSeq, a predicted model, not a curated record
ACCAGGACUUUCUAUCCUGCAUGUCCAGGGAUUACCAAAUCCCGGUGCAUUAAUUAAACAACAACAACAAAACAAAAAGGACCCGGAUUCCCAGCUGAUCCUGUGACUGUGAAUCUGUGAUGCGUGCGUUUCCAAAGCCAAUCUCGAUAGUAAUCAACAUUCUACUAUUUCCAACGUGUACACAAAUCCCUGGAAACAGAAACAACCACGGCUCUCGGGGCCCAUCCUCCUGCCCUCCCCCACGAGGCCAGCUGCGAUACAAGAGUCCCCAACCAACCAAAGGACGAGGCGAAGAGGAAGCGUGAGUGGGUGACAGAAGAACGAGGCGAGCGGAGCGGAGUGGUUGGGAGGAGCGUCCAGACUGAUCGAGGGUUUAGGGUUUCUCCUCCCUCCCCUCCUCCACGCCGCGCCCCUGGCCCCGCCGCCGCCAUGGCUGGAGUGGAGGACGAGGACGAGUUCAAGGAUGCCCUGGGGGCCGCCGUUCCGCCACCUUGCUCGCAGUCGCCGAAGCCCGCCUCCAAGUCCAAGCCCGCUACCGGCGGCGGCGGCGGUGGUGGCGGCCUCGGGAGGAGGCUGUUCGCUUCCAUUCCUCUCCCCGCCACCCUCUCCGCCGCCAUCGGCCGCUUCUCCAGCCCCAAGCCGCCGGCUUCCAAUGUGGGCCUCGGGCUCCUACUCGACGCGGGGGCGGGGCUCGAUCCCUCUGCCGACGGCCCCCCUGCCUCCUACGACGCGGCUGCCUCGGGCGGCGGCGGCAGCCUCCACAUGCCUUCGUUUGCUGCUCUCCAGCGGCAGCACGGGGAUGAUCAGGUUGCUGGGCGUGGCGCAGGUGCUGGGCUGGAGGAGCUAGGGUUGGUACCGGCCGAGGAAGAGUGGGGUACAACUGAAGACAGUCGGGAGAAGGUAGGCCUUGCUGUUGAUGUUCGCUCUGGGAACAGAAAUUGUUUCCCGACGCGUGGUCAGGAGGAGGAGGGGGAGCAGUGCCCUGGUGAGCAGUGCCCUGGUGAUGAGUUGGGGGCAGCCGUGGCCCAAGAUCAGGAGGUGGUGGUGGAGCAACAAGGGGGCACCGAGGACUGUGCUGCUGUGGUGGAAGAUGACAGUAACUACUCUCACGCUGCAGUAGAGCAAUGUGCUGGUGAUGAAACAAGGGCAGUCAAGGCUAGCAAUGAUGUGGAAGUAAAUGAGAGGGUGAUCAAGCAAGAAUGUGCUGGUGACAUACUGGAUGCAGCUGAAGAUGGUGUUUCUGUAGGAUUGCAAGAGGAGGAGAAUGCUGUGGUGGAAGAGCAAGGCGUGGAUGUCAUUUCUGUACAAGAUCAACAUGAGGUGGUGGAGCAGUGCGCUGGUGAUCAGUUGACAACAACCACAGAUGGUAAUGCUGCACAAGAUCAAGAGGUGGUGGUGGAGCAAGAAGGGGCAACUGAGUGGUACACUGCUUUGGAAGCUGUAGAACAAUGGAGCGAUGAUGGGUCAAAAGCAGGAAAGGAUGGGGGUAUUGUUGAAGAAGAGAAGGGUGUGGAAGAAGAAGGUGCUGUUGGUCUACUACUGGAUGCAGCCAAGGAUGGUGCUCCUGUGGAAUCACAAGAGGAGGAUGACUUGGUGGUGGCAGAGCAAAAUGAGGAUGACAUUUCUUCACAAGAUCAACAUAAAGUAGCGGAGCAGUCCAUCAGUGAUCAAUUGAGAACAACCACAGACGGUAAUGCUGCACAAGAUCAAGAGGUGGUGCUGCAUAAGGAUUGUGUAACUGUGGAACCACAAGAGGAGAAUGUGGUGGUGGCGGAGCAUGGCGAGGAUGGCAUUUCUGUGCAAGAUCAACAUAAGGUUGUGGAGCAAUGUAGCAGUGGUCAACCGAGAACAACCAUGGAUGAUAAUGCUUCAGAAGGUCAAGGGGUGGUGGAGCAGGAAGGUGCCAUCUUUUAUAUGGAUGCAACAACAGAUGAUAUUGCUGUUGAAGAUCAAGAGAAGUUAAUGAAGGAAUCUGAUGGUGAUGAAUCAAGAGCAACCAGGGAUGAAAAUUCUGUGGAAGUUAAGGAUAAGGUGGUGGACCAAGAAGGUGUCGUAGACGAAUACGGUGUGUUCAAGGAUGGCUGUGGUGCGGAGUUACUAAAGAACAACGUAGUGGCUGUAGAGCAAGUUGAGGAUGGCAUCUCUCUAUCGGAUGAGGAUAAUAUGGUGGAACUAUACACAAGUGAUCAGCUGAGAUCAACCCUGGAUGACCAUGCUGCAGAAAAUCAAAAGGCGGUGGAGCAAGAAGGUGACAUUGUCGAAAGGGUUGUGACCACAAAUCGUAUUGCUGGUGAAGACCAAGAGAAGGAAGUAGAGCAAUCUGCUGGUGAUGAAUCAAGGUCAACCAAGGAUGAGAAUGGUCUGGAAGAUAAUGAGAAUGUGGAUCCAGAAGAUGUGAUCAACAUACAAGGCGUGAACAAUGAUGUCAGUUGUGUGGAGGCACAAGAGGAGGACGUGGUGGUUGUAGAGCAAGGUGGGGAUGACAUGUCUGCAGGAGAUGAGGGUAAUGCGGUGGAGCAAUGCACCAAUGAUUGGUUGAGAGCAACCAUGGAGGUUAAUGCUGCAGAAUUCCAAGAGUUGGUGGAGCAAGGAGGUGCCAUUUUUGAAAAGGGUAUGACUGCUGGUGGCAUUACUGUUGAAGAUCAAGACAAGGAAGCGGAACAAUCUGCAGGUGACGAAUCAAGUGUAACCGAGGGUGAGAAUGCUGUGGAAGGUAACAAGAAGGUGGAUCAAGAAGAUGCCAUUAACAGACAAGGUACAGCUAAGGAAGACAGUGGUGUGGAGCCACAAGAGGAGGAGAACGUUGUGGAUCCAGAUCAAGGUGUGGAUGGCCUUUCUGUACUAGAUGAGGGUAAUGUGGUGGCACAAUGCACCAGUGAUCAAUUGAGAACAACCAUGGAAGAUAAUGCUGCAGAAUUGCGAGAGGUGGUGGAGCAAGAAGGUGCCAUUUUUGAAAAGGGUGUGGCCUCACAUGGCAUUACUGUUGAAGAUCAAGACAAGGAAAUGGAACAAUCUGCAGGUGAUGAAGCAAGAGCGACCAAGGGUGAGAAUGCUGUGGAAGAUAAAAAGGUGUAUCAAGAAGAUGCCAUUGACAAACAAGGUGCAACUAAGGAUUGCAGUGGUGUGGAGUCACAAGAGGAGAACAUGGUGGUUCCAGAUCAAGGUAUGGAUGGCCUUUCUGUACUAGAUGAGGGUAAUGUGGUGCCGCAGUGCACCAGUGAUCAACUGAGAACAACCACAGAUAAUAAUGCUGCAGCUGAUCCAGAGGUGCCGGAGCAAGAAGGUGUUGGUAGCAUACUGGGUGCAGCCAAGGUUGACAUUGCUGUGGAAGAAUCGCGAGAGGAGGACAUCAUGGUGGCAGAACAAGUUGAAAAUGGUGUUUUUGUACAGGAUCAAGAUGAGGCAGUGGAGCAACACACCAGUGAUCAACUGAAAACAAUCGCAGAUAAUAAUGAUGUGGAAGAUCAAGAGGUGCACAGAGAGAAGAUUGUUCUCUCUGAAGGAUAUCCACAGAGGCCUGGUAAACUGAACUGCCGUUUUUACAUGUCAACCGGGAGCUGCUCAUAUGGGUCAUCGUGCCAUUUCAAUCAUCCACGGCUCAAAGCAAAACUGGAAGUUUCAAGUUUCCCUUCUGAACAAAGAAAUCAUGAAGUUGAAUUUCUGGAACUGAACCGUGUUGGCCUCCCCAUUCGGGAAGGAGCAAGGAAUUGUACCUAUUACAUGCGUUAUGGUACAUGCAGAUAUGGAAAGAAAUGUUGUUAUAACCAUCCCGAGCAAGUUCUUGAUGUUCAAAUCCACACGGCAACGGGAUGGGAUGAUACUAACUUGCAAUCUUCACCACACUCAAAGAAGUCACCUGAACAUGGAACCAUGGAUGACACACGAUUUUCUCCUGAGGUUCUUCCUCCAAACAUAAUUCGGAUGCUUUUACCUCCUCAGAAUGUGCCCCCUUGUACAGAAGAAAAGGAAAUGAGGAUAAAAAAGGAUCCUGAUUGGGCAUCUGCUUCAGAUGAUUCUGAUGGCUGCUGCUCGGCGGAUAGUUCAGAUGGGCCUUUGUGCAAGCAGGAACAUGGGGGCUAUCCUGAGAGGCCUGAAUGCCCUUUCCUUCUGAGAUUUGGUAAUUGUAGGUUUGGAUCAUCGUGCCAAUAUUACCAUCCAAAAGACAAAGUUUCAAGUACCUACCAUCCAAAAGACAAAUUCCAAAGUAGAUACCAUCCAAAAGAAAAAUCAAGUAGAUACCAUCCAAAAAAGGAGCCAGCACUAUCAGGAGAACUGAUGGUUUAUCCUGACAGACCUGGUGAACCUGAGUGCCCCUUCUAUGUGAAAACCGGGUCCUGUAAAUUUGGUGCAAACUGUAAGUUUCAUCACCCGAAGGAUAUAGCCCCAAGCAUGCAGGGUCCAGCAAGUCCAAAAAGGUCAGUUGCUGCAAACGAACACCACCCAGCAGCUAGAACCACACUACAAGAUCAGAUGUAUCAGCAACAAAAAUAUCCUGAGAGGCCUGGUCAACCAGAUUGCCGGUACUACAUGCAAUUUGGGAAAUGUAAAUUUGAAUCAGCAUGUAUAUUCAAUCAUCCAAAACUUUCAAGUGGGUGGCAUCUGGCAGAAUGCCCAUUCUACAUGAAAACUGGGUCAUGCCAAUUUGGAUCAGCUUGUGAAUUUUAUCACCCGAAAGUUCGGUGCCCAAGCAGAGGGGGAGUAAUUGAUGGUACUGACUAUGGACAUGAUUUUGCCACGAAGUCACAGAAUGUUCUGCAGCAACACGAACAGGCAAUAUAUCCUGAAAGGCCUGGUGAACUUGAGUGUCCUCACUACAUGAAGCAUGGUUAUUGUAAAUUUCAGAUGAACUGCAAAUUCCAUCAUCCAAGAGAUCGUCUUCCAAAGAAAUAGGACCGUUUGGCUACGUAACUGACCCUGGUGGGGAUAUGAUUGGCUGUGGCUGAUGAGUGGAGCAAGUUCUGAUGAUGGGACAAAAAUACUUGUAGGAACCCCUAGUCUUCCUUUCUGAGAUCGAUCGAUUCUACUCAUGUCUAUGUCGAAUUUCUACUACUAGUACCAGAUGCGAACUGCCUGGUGGCUCCCAACUCCCAGUCACUCAUAUACCAUCUAACAUUGCUAUGACCUCGAUGUGGUGUCAACUUGAAUUUGUGGAUUACGUAACUCAGCAUGCAUGCAGCUCAGAUCCCUGCAGUUGCUGAAGAUUGGGAUAACGGCCA